AUGGGAUACUUGAAGCUCGGUGGCCCAGAUUCCGUCAACAAAUGCGAAUCCAUCGAGGUUCGUCAGGAAUGGCGAGACCUGACCGUCGAACAACGACUUGACUACAUUCGCGCUGUGAAGUGUCUCCAAAGUACUCCCUCGAAUAAUCCCACUCCACGCGAAGCUGUCAAAACUCGAUAUGAUCAGUUCCAGGCGGCACACUUCGACCUUGCGAUGGUAGUGCAUAGAGUCGGCCAGUUUCUGCCAUGGCACCGUCAUUUCGUGACCUUGUACUCUAAAGCCUUGAAGGAAGAGUGCGGCUACAAAGGCCCACCAACGUAUUGGGACUGGACGCGAGAUGCGGACGCACCUGGGCUACUGGCGGAUGCACCGGUCUUUGACGAUGUUAUUGGCUUUGGAGGCAACGGCGUCCCGGGUACUUCAGAGCCACCACCACCUUCACCCGGGUCAAGCCUCCCAGCACUCCCCGGAUUCCCCGCAGGCCCAAAGGCACCAGAAGGCUGCGUCCAAACCGGGCCCUUCAAAGACCACCUCGUCAACUUUGGGCCUGGUGCAACAAUCUCGGCUCCUCGGUGCCUCAUCCGAGGAAUCUACGAAGACGUUAGGGAUAAUAUGAACAGAACAAGUAUCGCGGUUCUACUCUCCCAAACUAACUUUGAGGAUUUUCGAAACUUUGUCGAGAUUCAAGGUCCCCCACUCCCACUUGGCGCUGGGGUACAUUGGGCCGGACAUGCUGUCGUCGGUGGGAUGAUGAUGGACGGGUACGCUGCUCCAGGCGAUCCUCUAUUCUACCUCCACCACGGGAAUCUCGAUCGCAUCUGGUGGAAGUGGCAAAUGGCUGACCCCAAGAACCGUCUCUACGCAAUCUCUGGACCAGCCGACUGGCCAGCCACCGGAAGGAACGUGACACUGGACUUGGAGUUGCCGUAUGCUACGGUUGGGGAGCCCAUCGCCGUCAGGGAGGUAAUGGACACCCAAGCGUAUCCUGGAUGUUUCACAUAUCCCGAGUAG
Messenger RNA from Coprinopsis cinerea okayama7#130, 1011 nucleotides. RefSeq lists its product as hypothetical. The record is from RefSeq and is a predicted model, not a curated record. Lineage: Eukaryota; Fungi; Basidiomycota; Agaricomycetes; Agaricales; Psathyrellaceae. The coding region runs from base 1 to 1011 and encodes 336 amino acids. The transcript is spliced from 7 exons. Gene Ontology annotation, molecular function: oxidoreductase activity.